CGCAAAUGGGCAUUAUAUUCACCGCUAACGCCGACCUGUAAAAGCCGUCGCACAAGUCUUGACUAUUAACAUAUAUCACAAAAGCAUGAUCAUCAAAACGUUUAUCUCGGUCGUCUUCACAUUGAUCUGGGUCUUCAAACCCACGGUGCUGCUACCACAGCCGGGCCUCGAGAGGAGCCAGGCGGGAGGCAGGACCCGAAUCAGGGCCCAGCGGGACGUCGCCUGCAGACAUGACGAGGAAUACCCCUAUGGCAACAUCUGCUGUCUAAACUGCCCGGCAGGGACACACGUGAUAUCAUCCUGCACGACGGCAGGAGAAAAAGGGGGAUGCGAGAGCUGUGACUCGGGCACGUACACGGAACACAGCAACGGACUGAAACAGUGUUUGAAGUGCACUAAGUGUCGCUCAGAUCAGGAAACUGUAGUGGAAUGUACCAGCACUCAGGACACUAAAUGCCAGUGCAAAUUGGGGUCGUUUUGUCAUCCUGAGCAAGCAUGCGAGGUGUGCAAGAAGUGUUCAAGAUGCAAAGAGGGUGAAGUGGAGGAAGAGAAGUGCACCCCAACAAACAACACAGUGUGCAAGAAAGACUCAAGAGACUUUAGCGACUCUAGCACUCUCAAAGCUGUUUCAGUUUCAGUGGUAGCACUUCUGCUAUUGGUUGUCGUGGGAGUCGUACUGUGGAAGCUAGGACUCUUCAGAGCAACAGGCUGCCAGAGAAAUCCAUGUGACAUGACGAAGGUGGAUGAUAACCAGUCUCUUGAGGAGACGCAGAACAGAGAAAACCAGAGGAUGGACCUCUCGCAGCUUCCUUUGCUCUUGCAGCCCAGCCAGCAAGUGGUGAGCGCGAAAUCCUCAUUACCCCAUGAGGAAGAUGAGGACAAGGGGCUCGGGGACAGCCUUGCAAACACCGCCAGUAACUCCCAGAGCAGUCUCUCUGUUCAGCCCCCCACCCUCUUCCACACCUCCUCCCCCAAACACAGCCCUACCAUCCCCAGGCAGUCCAACACUAGGGAGGAUGAACCAUUUCCAGAGCUGGUUGCCGUAAAUGGUGAACAUUCUUUGCGGAGGACUUUUGAAUAUUUUGAAGAGGUGGAUGUUGACUACCACAAGAGGUUCUUCAGACUCCUCGGGAUCAGCGACAAUGUGAUCAAAAGUAAGGACAAUCUCCUGCACGAAGAUCGAAUCCAUGAACUACUGAACAUUUGGAUGGAAAAAGUGGGUAAAGAAGCUAGCAUUAAUGAAUUGUUGAGAGCAUUACUGAAUUUGAACCAAAGACUGACAGCUGAAAAUGUGAUGGCCAAAGCCGUUGAGAAUGGUUAUUAUUCAUGUAAGAAGGAAUGAAUGAUGAAACCUUGUCAGGUGACAAAAAAACCCAUCAAAAAAAACAUUGUAGCCUUUUCUGAUGGUUUUAAUGGUUCUGUUGGGAAUUGUAAUAGUUUUUGAUGGUAUGCAAGCUCUGUAUUGGUAUUUCUAAUGGAAACCAUCAGAGCAUGUUGUGCUCUACAGGAAAUCAUGAGGAUUUUUCUAAUGGUUUCUGAUGACUUCAGCAGCAGGGAAAGGAGAUGUAUGAAUUAUAGUUAUGGUCUCAGGUACUAGCUGUAACGUCUGAAAUACUGGAGGAAGGAAGACGAUGCUGGUAGCCAGCAAGCAUACAAUUCAACAGGAAGGCAAAUACUGGAUGAAUAUUCGGUGCUAUGUCACUACUACUGAUCAAAAGGCAUACAAGGACAUAAUUGUAUUGUACAUGAGUUAUUCACACUGAAAAUACUCUUGCCUUAUGUGUGCUGAGCAACAGAUGAUAUAGGCCUGCUGCCUUCAUAAAUGCAGUAAAGCUGAUAUGCAUGUGUGAUUAUUUUGUUCUCUGGUAGUUAAUAUUAUAGUUAAUAUUGUUGCAAUAGCCUCAAGUUGAGGUAUGAAUGUAAAAUAUUUAAUGCUGAAUAUUUAUUUUGUUCACAAUCAGCAGUGCCUUCUGUAUAAGAAAAUAGACAAGCGCUCAAAGAAAGGGACAACGAGGUCCCAUUCUCUGCACUGGGGAUAAUUUUUCACUACACUAUGUGCUGACUUUAUUCCUCAUUGUGUGAAGGAUGCAUCGCAUUUCUAUUUAUUUUGGAGUGAAAUGCUUCUGCCCAAUCUUAUGUUUUAAUAUUGAUUGAUGGUAACACUGACUGAGUAACUGAAAAUGUGACAAUGCACAGUAUAAGUAAUGCGACUAAUCGUGUAACACCCCUGUCUACUUGUGGCAUAUUUACCCAAGGACCAAAGGGGGUUACCAAACAAAUAUACACCGAAUGUAAUGAGUCCCGAUGAAAACCAUAAUGAUCACUGGAGGAAGUGAUUUUAGGUACCAAUGGCCUUUAAAAUUCAUUGUGCGACACUUGAGCGCCUACUAGUGGAGAGAUAUAGCAUUAUUCCCUUGAUUUAAGGUUCGUCCUACUCGUUGGUCACACGACAACCAUUUCCCCAUGUUUCAUUAUGUAGUCUACUCGCUACAUGCUCAAACUUGCAUCCGUUUAUCUUCUAUUUACCCCCUCUGUGCAAUGCUGUUGGUCAUUUGUUACGAUUCUGUCUAGUCUCCACAGCAGGAAGAGCGGGGUGGAGAUUAAUGGGAAAAUGUUGCACAAGGGACACUGUCUUAAAAAAAGAAAAACCAAAAUCAAGGUUAAUUCCAGACAGACAGCUUUCUCUUAAUGAUUGCGUCAUUUGACAAAUGUGUUUUCAAGUGAAUCUAUCUCAGUGUUAUAUUGAGCCUUUCAUGUUGUUUACUGUACAUUCCUUUUUGUUGUUCAAUGUUUUUAUGUUGACCCAGUUUCUGCAAAAAUUGCAUCAUUAGUGCACAAUAUAUGUAUUUUAAUUGCCUUUUCCUUGCAGUUGGGUAAAAAAUAAAAAUUUGUAAUAUAUUUAAACAUUGUGUAAUGUUGAGCUUGUGUGCCUGACAAGAUCUUCCUUCUUUUUUUCUUACAACUGAAAACCAAUGUAUUUGUGUUUAUGCAUAUUGUUCAUGUUCUGAUGAACUGCAUUCCCAAAAUGUUACCUUUUUUUUUGUUGUUGUUCACUGUCAAAAAAAAGGUGAAAUAAAAUUCCU
Lampris incognitus (smalleye Pacific opah) is the source of this 3083-nucleotide messenger RNA. RefSeq names its product hematopoietic death receptor (gene hdr). Gene Ontology annotation, molecular function: protein binding. The record is from RefSeq and is a predicted model, not a curated record. Gene Ontology annotation, cellular component: plasma membrane; cell surface. Bases 86 to 1342 code for a protein of 418 amino acids. Lineage: Eukaryota; Metazoa; Chordata; Actinopteri; Lampriformes; Lampridae. Gene Ontology annotation, biological process: positive regulation of apoptotic process; TRAIL-activated apoptotic signaling pathway. The transcript is spliced from 10 exons.